CUUCAUGAGGGAUGUGUUCCUUCCAUAGCUGUUCUUUCCGUCAGCAAAAUAUAUUAGAAACUUUGUUUUCCUGACCCUGAAGCCUACAAGAAAGUUGAGUUUCAUUUCAUUGUGACUGGCCCUCAGUGAAAAAAUACAAACCAAGGUCACCUACUCUGCUCUUUCUUUUUACCUGGACAAAGCGAUCUAUUUCUGAUGGAUGGCUGUAGAUUUGUGAAAAAGAAAGUGCUCUUAAAAAUGAAAACAAGGGGAAAUGUUCUCUUUUGUGUGGCAGUGGUUUUAGUUUAAAGUCAACAGCUACCUUUUUUAAAUAAUUAACCGCUUCUUCUUCUUAAGGUUUUAAAAAAUGCAACUUUUGUUUUAAUCACCAAAGACAGAACUACUUAAGGUUUUACUGUUGAUAUUUCUAAAUGUCUGAAGAUUUAAUUUUUUUAUAUUUGUAGCUUAUGGAAACUGUUUAUUGGUAAAAGUGCAACUGAAAAAAUUCCUCUGCAUAUCUGUCCUUAAAAAAAGUAAUAUAUAUGAUUGCAAUGUAAUUUGUCUAGGUAUAUUUUCAGUAUUUGUAGAAGAGUUUUAAAAAUAGCCUGCCUGGCACUGUAGGCGUCAGGUUGCAGUAACGAGCAGGCUAAAAAAAGAAAAUUAAAUUUACCCUGAAAAACGCGCCCAUCUAUAACUUCAGUAUUUUGGUGAUGGGCAAAAAAAGGAAUGUGUGAAAAUUGUUACUGCAUUUGAGUGAUUUCUUAAAGGAAAUACUCCAAGUGGUAGGAUUUUUCCUUUUUUUUAAAUUUUUUUUAUUAUGCACUUUGUAAGCACUUGCCUACAUUCAGAAUAGUCCUUGUUGAUUUAGAAGGAGAAUCAACAAUCUGAAUUGACACUGAAUAUGAUGAAGGCACAAGCACAGACAAUAUGUGCAGCAUCUUCAGUGCCAUUUAUUAACUCAUGUACAGGUGUAGUUGCACCAGGGCAGGAGAGAUGAUGGGCUUGAUAAUAAUAAGUGGAAGGAUGCCAAAUGCAAUUGUAGACCUUGAUGCACUCACAUUUGUCAAAUGCUGUCAGUUCCUUACUGGAAAAAGUAGCUACACAUCACCCAGAAGUUUUACAUAUCUGGCCUAUUGCUUUACACGAACUUCCCACUUGUGUGCAGAUAACUUUGCCCAGAAAGCAGGUGCAUCCUGUCUCCUGAGCAUGCAAAACCCAAGGAUUAGUUAAUCCCUGGCCACAGGCCACAAAGUGUAAAAUUUAAAUAGAAAAUAGGUUAUUCCUCCUUCAUUGACACAUGAAGCUUUGCUGUACAAAGCACUAGGAAACAUUAUGUCAGUUUCUAGUGAAAUACAGCAAGCGACUGCACAUAGAGGUGCACUUUUUUUUUGUUUUGUCUUGGUUUUGUUCUAUUUUUACCCCGACCCCCAAGUUUCUAUCACGUAAAGAAUGGAAGGAAUGAAGACUGACAUAACCUGAAUGCAGAAACCCCGGCAAAGCCUCCGCCUCAGGGGUCGGUGUCUCCCUCCCUGCCGGGACGGGCACGGUCCGCGUGUGCGGGAGCGGUCGAAUCAAAACAAACCAAAUAAUAAUAAUCAAACAAGACUACAUCAUGAACUAGCCACCAGACCAAAACAGAACUAGCUCAGUGGAAAAGGUGGUGUUGAACCCUGUAAGCCUUCAAGGCGUCUCUGCAGCGCGGCGCACCGGGGCGGGCAGCCGGUCCGUCCGGGACAGGGGCCGCACUUUGCGCGUCCCUCGUUUGACACAGCGCGGGUCGCAGCGGCUGGCGCCGGGCAGACGGAGCUGCCCGCGGUCUCUGCCGGACACCAGCGGCCGGAGAUGCCAUGGGGACGGAGGGGCUUUGCCGGCACCGCCGAAAUGGUGCGACGCCGAAGGGCGCGGUUCGGCGCGACCUCCGCCCCGUCACCGGCCCCGGCCGUUCCCUCCUCCCCGCUCCCCGCGCCCCGCGCGCACCGGCGAGCGCUCCCCGGCGGCUCCCGCCAGCCCCCGCCCGGCUCCGCGGCCGCUCCUCCCUCGGCGCCUCCCGCAGCGGCGCGGCCGCCGGGUCCCUCCCAUCCAAGAUGGCGGAGAGUCUCCCCGAGCAUGAUCGGAUCCUGCAGGAGAUCGAGAGCACCGACACGGCCUGCGUGGGACCCACCCUGAGGUCUGUAUAUGAUGACCAACCAAAUGCACAUCAGAAGUUUAUGGAAAAACUUGAUGCCUGCAUACGUAACCAUGACAGGGAGAUAGAAAAGAUGUGCAAUUUUCACCAUCAGGGCUUUGUGGAUGCUAUUACAGAACUUCUUAAAGUUAGGGCUGAUGCAGAAAAACUAAAGGUCCAAGUUACUGAUACCAACCGAAGGCUUCAGGAUGCUGGGAAAGAGGUGAUAGCCCAAACAGAGGAGAUCAUCCGAUGUAGAGUUCAACAGCGGAAUAUUACAACGGUUGUGGAAAAACUACAAUUGUGUCUUCCAGUGCUGGAAAUGUACAGCAAACUAAAAGAACAGAUGAGUGUAAAAAGAUACUAUUCUGCUUUGAAAACAAUGGAGCAGCUGGAAAAUCUCUAUCUUCCUAGAGUUAGCCAAUACCGCUUUUGCCAGAUAAUGAUGGAAAAUCUUCCAAAACUGCGUGAAGAAAUAAAAGAAAUAUCCAUGUCAGAUCUGAAGGAUUUCUUAGAGAGUAUUCGAAAGCAUUCUGACAGGAUUGGGGAGACUGCCAUGAAACAGGCACAGCAGCAGAAAACCUUUAGUACUGCUCUUCAGAAACAGAAUAAUGUAAACUAUGGACGGAAUAUGCAUUUAGGUAGAAACAGGAUUUUGGAAUCCAAGAACGAAAUCACAUUGAAGCGAACAUUUGAAGAUGAGGAUGAACAUGACGAGGAGGUUUUAACUGCCCAAGAUCUUGUAGACUUUUCUCCAGUCUAUAGGUGUUUGCACAUCUACUCUGUUUUGGGUGAUGGAGAAAUAUUUGAAAAUUACUACAGAAAACAGAGGAGGAAACAAGCAAGAUUAGUUCUGCAACCACAGUCAAGCAUGCAUGAAACAGUAGAAGGCUAUAGAAGAUACUUCAGUCAAAUUGUAGGUUUCUUCGUAGUAGAAGACCACAUUUUACAUGUAACCCAAGGAUUGGUAACCAGGACAUACACUGAUGAACUCUGGAACAUGGCCCUUUCCAAGAUCAUUGCUGUUCUUAGAACACAUUCAUCAUAUUGCAGUGAUCCUGACCUUGUUCUGGAACUGAAGAAUCUCAUUGUAGUAUUUGCUGAUACUUUGCAGGGCUAUGGUUUUCCUGUGAACCGACUGUUUGAUCUUUUAUUUGAAAUUAGAGACCAGUACAAUGAAACACUUCUUAAAAAGUGGUCUGGAUUGUUCAGGGAUAUUUUUGAAGCAGACAACUACAGCCCUAUCCCUGUAGCAAAUGAAGAGGAAUACAGAAUUGUUAUAAGCAAAUUUCCUUUUCAAGAUCCAGAACUUGAUAAGCAAUCCUUUCCAAAGAAGCUUCCAAUGUCUCAGUCAGUGCCUCAAAUUUAUAUGCAGGUGAAGGAAUUUAUUUAUGCAAGCCUUAAGUUUUCUGAGUCACUUCACCGCAGUUCAACAGAAAUAGAUGAUAUGCUCAGAAAAUCUACAAAUUUGCUGCUCACAAGAACUCUAAGUAGUUGUUUACAGAACCUAAUUAAAAAACCUCAUAUAGGUUUAACAGAGCUUGUUCAAAUCAUCAUAAACACAACACACUUGGAGCAAGCCUGUAAAUACCUUGAGGAUUUUAUAUCUAACAUUACAAAUAUUUCACAAUUGACUGUUCACACUGCAAGACUUUAUGGACUUUCUACAUUUAAGGAUGCAAGGCAUGCUGCUGAAGGAGAAAUAUAUACAAAACUUAACCAAAAAAUAGAUGAAUUUAUUCAGAUUGCUGAUUAUGAUUGGACAAUGUCUGAAUCAGAUGGAAGAGCCAGUGGAUACUUAAUGGACCUAAUUAACUUUUUAAGAAGCACGUUUCAAGUUUUUACUCAUUUGCCUCAUAACAACAAUGACCAUGCAGCUAUGUCGGGAAAAGUGGCCCAGACAGCUUGCAUGUCAGCCUGCCAGCAUCUUUCAAUGUCCCUAAUGCAGAUGCUACUGGACAGUGAAUUAAAACAAAUAAGCAUGGGAGCAAUUCAGCAGUUUAAUUUAGAUGUGAUACAAUGUGAAUUGUUUGCUAGUUCUGAGCCUGUGCCAGGAUUCCAGGGAGACACCCUGCAGUUAGCUUUCAUCGACCUCAGACAACUCCUGGACCUCUUCAUGGUGUGGGACUGGUCCACCUACCUGGCUGACUACGGGCAGGCCACCUCCAAGUACCUGCGGGUCAACCCCAGCACGGCCCUCACGCUCCUGGAGAAAGUUCAUAGAGGAAUGAAAGACUCCAGCAAAAAGAACAACAUUUUUGCUCAGUUCAGGAAGAAUGACCGUGACAAGCAGAAGCUAAUAGAGACUGUAGUAAAGCAACUUAGGAGUUUAGUGAAUGGUAUGUCCCAGCACACAUAGGCCUCUUAAAUCGACAGUAUCUCAUCACACCAAGAGGUGUUUCUUACCCACUAUUUCUACUAAGCAAAUGGUGAUACCAGUUAGGACAUUUGUUUGACUGAGAAAAGGAAAAAUGCAGUAGAUAGAUUGUACAUGUAGUCUUCAACAAACAAUUCUUUGUACGUAUUUUUAAUGGGUCGAAUACUAUUUUGUAUAUUGUAAACAAAUGGUGAAAAAUGAGGUUGUACAAUAAAAACCAGCGCAAUUGUAUUGUACAUGGAACUGCUGAACUGUAAAUAUGUUAUUUAAAUAUCUGCAGAUAUGUGUCCAAAAUUUUGCUCCAAGUAGGAAUUAUUUGAGAAAUGAUCCCUUAGUUGCUGUUUUCUAGUUGAAUCGUAAUUUAAAGUUUUUAAGCUUGAGAUACUUGUGUUUCAGAUGCCACUUAUUGUUUUCCUGCAUUAAAUGUAUAUUGGCCCUAAAGUGAUUUGACAUAAUUUUGUAUACCAGGUUUUGUAGUCUGGAGGUAUGAAAAGAGUCUUCUGAUUUUUACCUUUGAAAACUACCCGAGAACUAGACUUGAUAUCUACUUAGCAUUAGGACUUACAGGCUUUGUUCUCCAAAAUGGUUUAAUCUUGAGGUUGUGAGUGUAAAUAACCAUUUGAUUUCUUUAUAAUGUGACAUGUUGUUUCGUUUUGGUUUUGUUCCUCAGGGUUACUAUUUCUAACUGUACUUUUAUAAGAUCUCGGGUUCUUUAUCCCAGGUUGCAGUAAGGAAUAGGUUUGCCGCUGUUGUUUUCGUGCCGCAUUAUGUUAGUUUGCGCUUUCUCCUGCCAGCCCCAUCCCAGCGAUUGACAUUUUGUCCCACUACCGGUCUCUUUGCACUGUCCCCUCCUGGCUAUUUUAGACACGAAGAGAAUGUCUAACAAAUAUAAACCAAAUGGAACGUGUAAAAAUAAUGUACAUUUUCGCUGUGUUUUUAAGUUAUUGACGGUCUAAAUACAGUAAUAUAAACCUCA
Messenger RNA from Motacilla alba alba, 5496 nucleotides. RefSeq names its product exocyst complex component 6 (gene EXOC6). The record is from RefSeq and is a predicted model, not a curated record. Gene Ontology annotation, cellular component: exocyst; membrane. Gene Ontology annotation, biological process: intracellular protein transport; Golgi to plasma membrane transport; exocytosis. The transcript is spliced from 24 exons. NCBI's taxonomy places the organism in Eukaryota, Metazoa, Chordata, Aves, Passeriformes, Motacillidae. Bases 1827 to 4502 code for a protein of 891 amino acids.